This is a messenger RNA of Impatiens glandulifera, 407 nucleotides long. RefSeq names its product histone H2B.9-like. Gene Ontology annotation, cellular component: nucleosome. Lineage: Eukaryota; Viridiplantae; Streptophyta; Magnoliopsida; Ericales; Balsaminaceae. Bases 1 to 387 code for a protein of 128 amino acids. The transcript has a single exon. Gene Ontology annotation, biological process: nucleosome assembly. The record is from RefSeq and is a predicted model, not a curated record. Gene Ontology annotation, molecular function: structural constituent of chromatin; protein heterodimerization activity; DNA binding.
AUGGCACCAAAGGCUGAGAAGAAACCGGCGACGUCGCCGGAGAAAGUACCGUCGACGAUCGCUAAAGAAGGAGUCGUAGAGAAGAAGAAGAAGAAGAAGACGAAGAAAAGUAGCGAAACGUACAAAAUAUACAUAUUCAAGGUUUUAAAGCAAGUUCAUCCUGAUAUCGGGAUCUCAGGUAAGGCGAUGGGGAUUAUGAACAGUUUUAUCAACGAUAUAUUCGAGAAACUUGCUCAGGAAUCAUCUCGUCUUGCUCGUUACAAUAAAAAACCGACGAUUACAUCUCGUGAGAUCCAGACCGCUGUUCGCCUCGUUUUGCCUGGUGAAUUGGCGAAACAUGCUGUUUCUGAAGGUACGAAAGCGGUUACGAAAUUCACUAGCUCGUAAUUUAAUAUGUUAGAUACAUU